GCUCAGCCUCCCUUCUUCCCUCCCUUGCUCUCCCUGCUUCCCUCCCUCCUCCACCCGCCCCUCGGGCAGGGACUGUGCAAAUCGAGGAGAGGGGAGGACCAACAGGCUACACAGGGUCCGGCUAAGGGGCCACGACUCCUCACUGAGACCCUAUCCAAGCUAGGUGUUCCCCGCAUCGUGGAACCUGGAUUUGUGUGAAGCGGGGUGAUUCCCGGGCCAGGAAGGUCCUUCCGGCAGGUCCACCAUACCUUCGUCUCGCAUCAGGACCCCUCUUGGAUGCUCUGAGCCACCCUUCUCAACCCGGAUCUAAAACCUGGGACACGGCUAUCAGGCCAGCCUCUCUCUCCCUCCACCCCUCCCCCUCUUUCUGGCGUCCAUCCCCUCCCCAACACCACCUCUGCUGCUGCCUCUGGCUGUGGACCUGCACCUCUUCUCCAUCCUCGCCAGGCCGGGAGAGUGAGGUUAGCCUGGAUGAGAGUGUGCCCCUAACCUGGGGCCCUCCCAGGCCAUGGCUCGUGUGCUCCCAGGGAGGAGUCCAGGACCCUGAGCAUCUGCUAGAAGCUUGGCAGAGGCCCCCGCUGGGACCGUGUCUUCUGAGGACAAAAGGCUGCGGCCAGCAGGCAGACUGGGUGGGGGGUGGGGGGGGAACCGGUAGCCAGGCAGGCAGACCAGUAGGGAAGCCAGCGCUGGCCCCCUCCCAGACUGGCGGUAGCAUGAAGAUGGGGGUGGGAGUGUGUAGCGGGAGAAGCACCUGCCAGGACCCCCACCUGCCCGCUACUUGGGCACCCCAAAGCUGUGUGCUGCCCACCUGGUGUUCCCCAACAUCUCCAGCUCUACCAAGUGCACCCCUCUGGCACCUGCUUCCCCUGCUGCCAGCGAUUUAGACCAACCAGGCUGUAUCCACGGCAACAGAAGCAGGAGUGUCACUGGCUGCCAGAUCACUGAGGAUCCCACAAUGUGGCCUGGACUGUGGUGUAUCCUGGUUGAGAUCGAGUGAGCCCCCUUCCUGAAUUCCAAGACAGUCCUGCUAAGAGAACCCAGUCUCUACCCACAGGUAACAUACUUUUGCUCACUCACCCUGGAAGAUGUGUCCCAGCUAGUGGGAGGAAGCGGCUAUAGGAAUAGAGGAAGAUACCCAUAUUGUGUUGGGGACCUCCAGAUCAAUGACACAGUAGCCAGAGGUCCCUGUAUCUGGAGGUGCAGGAAAACCUGGUAUAUGGAGAACAUGGAUUCUACUAGGGACACGGCUCCUAACUACUAGCUCACAACUUUAGUGGAGGUGUAGCUCAGCAAGACAACUGAUGGAGUCCCCCGGGGCCCAUCAAAUACUGGACUGGCCGACCCCCUAGGGUUGGGGGUAGCCCUUGCCCCUCAGCAUGGCCAACACCACCGGAGAGCCUGAGGAGGUGAGCGGCGCACUGUCCCUGCCAUCCGCAUCGGCUUAUGUGAAGCUGGUGCUGCUGGGACUGAUCAUGUGUGUAAGCCUGGCAGGCAAUGCCAUCUUGUCCCUGCUGGUGCUCAAGGAGCGUGCCCUGCACAAGGCUCCUUACUACUUUCUGCUGGACCUGUGCCUAGCUGAUGGCAUACGCUCUGCCAUCUGCUUCCCCUUUGUACUGGCUUCUGUGCGCCAUGGCUCCUCAUGGACCUUCAGUGCACUCAGCUGUAAGAUUGUGGCCUUUAUGGCUGUGCUCUUUUGCUUCCAUGCGGCCUUCAUGCUGUUCUGCAUCAGCGUCACCCGCUACAUGGCCAUCGCCCACCACCGCUUCUAUGCCAAGCGCAUGACACUCUGGACAUGCGCAGCUGUCAUCUGCAUGGCCUGGACCUUGUCUGUGGCCAUGGCUUUCCCACCUGUCUUUGAUGUGGGCACCUACAAGUUUAUCCGAGAGGAAGACCAGUGCAUCUUUGAGCAUCGCUACUUCAAAGCAAAUGACACACUGGGCUUUAUGCUUAUGUUAGCUGUGCUCAUGGCAGCCACACAUGCUGUCUAUGGCAAGCUGCUACUCUUCGAGUAUCGUCACCGCAAGAUGAAGCCAGUGCAGAUGGUGCCAGCCAUCAGCCAAAACUGGACAUUCCAUGGCCCUGGGGCUACCGGCCAGGCUGCUGCCAACUGGAUCGCUGGCUUUGGCCGUGGGCCCAUGCCACCAACUCUGCUGGGUAUCCGGCAGAAUGGGCAUGCAGCUAGCCGGCGGCUACUGGGCAUGGACGAGGUCAAGGGUGAAAAGCAGCUGGGCCGAAUGUUCUACGCGAUUACACUGCUCUUCCUGCUCCUCUGGUCACCAUACAUCGUGGCCUGCUACUGGCGAGUGUUUGUGAAAGCCUGCGCUGUGCCCCACCGCUACCUGGCCACUGCUGUUUGGAUGAGCUUCGCCCAGGCUGCCGUCAACCCAAUCGUCUGCUUCCUGCUUAACAAGGACCUCAAGAAGUGCCUGAGGACUCAUGCCCCUUGCUGGGGCACAGGAGGUGCCCCAGCUCCCAGGGAACCCUACUGUGUCAUGUGAAGCAAGCCAGUAGGUGAUAGGCAGGGGGAAAGUCAUGAUCACCAUACUAGGGCCAACAGCAGGGGAAGAAUGGGACCCAUACAGAAGCCUUCCUUUUUGAGCUUCAGCCCAGGCUCGCAAACCAUCCCUAACUGAGGCAUUUGGCCAACACCUCCUUAGGGCUGGAAACUGGCUGAGGAACUGGAGGCAUUUCUAGUUUGGUGGGACUUGUCCCGCAGCCUCCUCCACUUCUCCAAUCUCAUUUUCCCCGUGCCCUCCCUGCCUCCCUACCCCUCUUCCCUCUCCUAUCUUUCUAAAGUGACGAGUCAGUAAAAGAAAACGAACUGAAAAUGCAGGGUUUUUAAUAAUAACAGCUGAGGAAACAGGCUUUCUUGCUUAAAUGUACCCCCUCUUUGACAUUGUCAAGAAAUGGGAAAUUUCUCCUGUAAAAUAGAUUUCCAGAGAUCUUACUGCCCCCUGGGCCCCCAUUCACCCUCCCCUUCUAAGUCCCUUAGCAAGACCUGGAUGUUUAGGAAAUAUGGACUUAAGGCUUCACACAAGAGGGACCAAAUGGGGUGCUGCCCUCCUGGGGAGCAAGGAUGUUUAAAUUGCUAUGUUGUGUGCAAUGUUGUUUUUGGCUAACCUUGAUCCCAAGCCUAGUCUCCUAUCCCUCCCUACCGUAUCCGGACUUUGCAGGUAUUUCUUGAGGCUCUGUUUGAGAAGCCAAGAGCAUACAGAGAAGGGUCUCCAUGAUGUGCCCAGGCUAGAUGAAGAGCUGAAUAGCAGAUGAGCUCCUCAAGCAAAAUAUACCAAACUUAGCUACGUUCUCUCAAACUUUCUCUUGGAUCCCCUAUCCUUUCUUCCUAGAAAUAUACACCCACUUGUCCCCACCAGGGAUGAUGUGGGUAUAUGCUGACAGGGGAAGUUAUCCGUGGAAGUAUAGGGAGAUGAUUGAACUCCUGAGUGGCUGGACUCCAGAGCCUGGGGUGAGAGCUAAUUCGCCCCCACAGUUGUUUCUUGGGUUCACACUACUCUUCUGAAAAUGAAAAUUCUUUGGGGGCCUUGGUAACCAAUAGUGCUACAAACUUCAAGGCCCCGUGGAAUUGAGUCCAUUCCUUCCUGUGACCUCUUUUUGUCCCUUUCAGGACUCGCAGGCCUUGAGUCCCUCCUUAGUUGCCCUUCUGGGUCCCAAAUAUCCUUCCUUGCAGUUCUUCCUACCUCCACCCUUACUUACAUGCAAAGUGGAGCAGACUACACCCGAAUUCCACAGGUGGAAGGUCCCAAGCCUCUUUUCCACAGAUAGAGACCACUCUGGGCUUACUUCAAGGUCGGUUCUAUAGACUGGUGAGCCAAGCUGGAACGCUUUGCCUAAGUUUGGGACUGUGAUCUCUCCAUCCCCUUUCUUUCCUUAUAAACUCCUGUCCUAAACUCCACCUCUACCCCAAGAUAGCCCCUGAACUGAGGAAGCCUUGACCCAAAAGCAAUGAAGGGGGUGCUCUAGACAGAAGAGAUCUUGAUGAUCCUGGUUGUGGAGUGGACCUGGCAAAGCAGACCAGAGUAGCUGAGAGGCUGGGAAUGGGGGUGGGGGGCUAUUCUCUCAGUGAUGAUGAUAGGAAUGCCUUUCUGAAGGCAGGGGUGGAAAGACCAAGGUGGGAGGGCAAAUAGGGUAGACUCAGGAGGGGUUUCCUCCAUUCCCUUUUUCUAACUGCCUGGAUUCAUCAUUGGAUUUUGUAAAUGGAAAAACUGAAAUGAACAAUGUUAUAUUGGGUGUCAUCUCUCUCUCUCUCUCUCUCUCUCUCUCUCUCUCUCUCUCUCUCUCGUGUUUGUCUCUGUCUGUGUGUCCUAUCUGUAUAUGAUCACAUGUGGGGAGGUAUGAUUGAGUGAGACAGUGUGUGUCUGUGUGACUUUGUGUGGAUAGGAAACCCUGAGGAAAGCUUGCCUGGUACACAUAUGUAAGCAAAUACCUAUAUGUGAGGGAAUAGAGUACACACACACACACACACACACACACACACACACACACACACACGGGGAGAGGAGACACACGAAGGAGGAGAGGAGACAAAACUUAGUAUGUGCCUGCAGCAGGAAAUAGAGUGCUUAGGAGAUGGAACCUGAAAUUUUUUAUGUAUGUAUGUGUCAAGAGGGUCAACUCCCAUCUCAUGAGAUUGUCUUCCCUUGGCCCAGCUUCUGAGCACCAGAUGAGGAGAGGAUAGUUUAGAACCCCUUCUCUUCCAAAUGUCUGGAGAUUCAGUGCCUACCCUAAAAUUCAAAUAAGGUAUCUCUGAAAUUGGACCACCAUGGAAACAGGAACUGGGAGUGGGGGGAAUCAAACAUGGAGGUAAUGGGGUGAAGAAAUGGCCCCCUGCAAUGUAAUGGCUUUCAGAGGAACUGCUCAGUUUGAAUUGGGAAUUCUUAAGGUUCCACUGUAUACAGCUGGGACUUUGCUCAGUUUUGACUAAAUUCAGAAGGAAGGAUGACAUGGAGAAAAACCCGAAAUCUGGGGGUCUACCCAGCUGGCCUACUCACUAAGCGCUCAAUUAAUUUACUAUUUAUUUAUUUAUUUAUUUAUUUAUUCCUUCAGGUGCACAGAAUUGAGCUAACCGUAUUCCUCAGUUCUUGGCACACUAUAUCAUCAUUGGUCCAUGCAAGGUCCUUUUAUUAUUUUGUUUUGUGCCCUUCAUCACCCAUCCCUGAUCCCAUCCUUCCCCACCCCACAUAGGCACCACUCUUCUGUACUUAAUGUGUGUCCUUCUAAACCACCGUUCAUGUGUUUAUUUACUUAUGUGUAUCUGUGGAAAAUAUAUGGUAUUGAUGUUUUGAUUUACAUAAACAGUAUUGUACUAUAAA
Peromyscus maniculatus bairdii (prairie deer mouse) is the source of this 5327-nucleotide messenger RNA. Lineage: Eukaryota; Metazoa; Chordata; Mammalia; Rodentia; Cricetidae. The record is from RefSeq and is a predicted model, not a curated record.